UGAAGGGCGAAGAGGGGGGCGGAGCCUAAGGCCUGAGCCAAGAUGGCGGCUGGGAAGCCAACCCGCACGGACUCUCUCUCGUUCUGCCUCGUGCAGCUCACGGCGGCGGCCGGGGAGGGUCUAGGUGGGGGGAAGGUCACAGCUACCAACGAGACACCCUUGGGCCGUGCGCUUUUAGCCCUCCGCACGCGCCACGUCAAGGCAUCAGGGGGAAUCGAGCGCUUCCGGGCACGCGGCGGGCUCCGCCCCCUCCUUGCACUGCUACGGCGAGCGGCGGCAGCGGGCCCCGCCCCAUCCCAGGCUGGCCCCGGCUCCGCCCCCUCGUCGGUCGAGUCAGCGGCUGCUGCUGGCUCCACCCUUUCGUCGGGCCCCGCCCCCACCAAUUCGGCGGCGGCGCUCUCGCCGCCAGCGCGCCUGCGCAAGACCCUGGACUUGGCGCUCAGCAUCCUUGCCAAUUGUUGUACGGAAGGGGCGUGCCGGGCUGAAGUGCGCAGACUCGGAGGUAUCCUCUCUUUGGUGACUAUUCUUCAGUCCAUAAAGACAGACAGCAUCCAAAAUCGAACAGCCCGUGCUCUGGGGAACUUAGCCAUGGAACCUGAAAGCUGUGGGGACAUCCAUUCUGCUGGUGCUGUUCCCCUGCUUGUUGAGAGCCUCACGGCCUGCCAGGACUCACAGUGCCUGCAGAGUGUGGUUCGUGCCCUACGCAACCUGGCUGACUCACCCCAGCACCGCCUGGCCUUGGCACAGCAGGGAGCAGUGCGUCCCCUGGCUGAGCUUCUGGCCUCUGCCCCAGACCCUGCACUGACCUUGGCCCUUGUUCGUGCCCUUCUGGAGCUGAGUAGAGGCUGCUCCCGGGCCUGUGCUGAGCAGCUAAGUCUGGGUGGGGGACUAGGCCCACUCGUCAGCCUGGCAUCGCACCCCAAAAGGGUGGUACGGGAGGCAACUAUCCUGAUCCUUGCCAACCUGUGUGCCCAGGGCUUGGUACGGCCUGCACUGGGCAAUGCUGGUGGCGUGGAGGUGCUGCUGAGUGAGCUCCGGUGGCGCCGGGGCCCCAGUGGGUCUGGUCCAGCCUCCCAGCAGCCUUUGGUUCGGGCUGUGUGCCUGCUGUGCCGAGAGGCCAUCAACCGGGCUCGAUUGCGGGAUGCAGGUGGUUUGGAGUUGCUGAUGGGCCUGCUGCAGGACCCUCGUUCCAGUGCCUGGCACCCUCAUGUUGUGGCUGCCCUCGUAGGCUUCCUCUAUGAUACUGGGGCCCUGGGCCGGCUACAGGCUCUAGGACUUGUACCUCUCUUGGCUGGGCAGCUGUGUGGUGAGGCUGGUGAUGAGGAAGAAGAAGGAAGAGAAGCUGCUUCCUGGGAUUUCCCAGAGGAGCGGACUCCUGAACGGACAGAGACUGGAAGCUUCCGAAGCCUGAGGUCGUGGCUGAUCUCUGAGGGCUAUGCCGCAGGCCCAGGAGACAUCUCUCCUGACUGGUCCCCUGAGCGCUGUCCUUCACUGCAGUCGGAGCUGUCAGAACCAGCGGAGCCAGCCAGCCCUGCACCCUGCCCAACCUCACAGCGGACACCCCGCACACUGCGCACUCCAGGCCGUAGCCCUUCCACUGAGGAGCCUUGGGGCCGUGAGGGGCCAGCACUCCUGCUGCUGUCACGCUUCUCCCAGGCUCCUGACCCGAGUGGGGCAUUGGUGACCAGCCCAGCUCUGUGUGGUCUACUGGCCUAUGUGACAGGUGCACCAGGUCCACCAUGUCCACGUGCGCUGCGCAUCCUGGCACGCCUCACCUGCAACCCUGCCUGCCUUGAGGCCUUUGUACGCAGCUAUGGUGCUGCAUUGUUGCGUGCCUGGCUCGUGCUUGGUGUUGCCCCGGAUGACUGGCCUGCAUUGCGUGCCAGGCCUGCUCAAUGCAGCCAGCACCGGGAACUGGGUGAGAUGCUGCUGCAGAACCUGACCGUGCAGGCUGAAUCACCUUUUGGAGUUGGUGCCCUCACUCACUUGCUGCUCUCUGGGAGCCCUGAGGACCGCGUGGCCUGCGCACUGACCCUGCCCUUCAUCUGUCGGAAACCUUCUCUGUGGCGCCGCCUACUACUGGACCAGGGUGGCCUCCGUCUCCUCCUCUCAGCAUUAACUCGACCAGCUCCACAUCCACUCUUCCUUUUCUUUGCUGCAGACUCCCUUUCCUGCCUCCAAGGCCUUGUUUCUCCUGCUGCAAGCCUUGCCCUCCCACCUGCAAUACCCUUGAAACUAGACCCACCCUCGCCUUGCCUCUAUGAACAUCUGCUGGGCCCAGCCCCCAUCCCAGCCCCCGACCUGCAUUUCUUACUGGACUCAGGCCUACAGCUUCCUGCCCAGCGAGCUGCCUCUGCUACUGCCUCCCCUUUCUUCCGGGCCCUGCUAGCUGGCAGCUUUGCCGAGGCCCAGAUGGACUUGGUGCCACUUCGAGGCCUGUCACCUAGUGCAGCCUGGCCUAUCCUGCAUCACUUGCAUGGCUGCCGAGGCUGUGGGGCUGCCUUGGGGCCUGUUCCCCCACCAGGCCAGCCCUUGCUGGGUUCAGAGGCUGAGGAGGCACUCGAGGCUGCUGGCCGUUUCCUGCUGCCUGGGCUGGAAGAGGAGCUUGAAGAGGCUGUGGGCUAUAUCCACCUGGGACCCCAGGGUGGCCCAGAGUCAGUGAGUGAAGUAUUUCGCCUGGGCCGGCCUCGGCUGGCUGUGCACUGUGCCCGCUGGACACUGGGACCAGGGCAGUGCCCACGGAAGCGGGCCUUGGCCCUCAUGGGGCUUGUGGAGGCUGCAGGCGAGGAAGCAGGACCCCUGACUGAGGCUUUAUUGGCUGUGGUGACAGGUUGAAUUGGGAAGCAAGGGUCCCAGCCUAGACUGUUGAUGUACCCUGGGAGGGGACCCAA
Manis javanica (Malayan pangolin) is the source of this 2891-nucleotide messenger RNA. RefSeq names its product armadillo repeat containing 5 (gene ARMC5). The record is from RefSeq and is a predicted model, not a curated record. Gene Ontology annotation, cellular component: cytosol. Lineage: Eukaryota; Metazoa; Chordata; Mammalia; Pholidota; Manidae. Gene Ontology annotation, biological process: anatomical structure morphogenesis. Gene Ontology annotation, molecular function: protein binding.